Scleropages formosus (Asian bonytongue) is the source of this 3258-nucleotide messenger RNA. It is a transcript of the gene tmc5, whose product is annotated as transmembrane channel like 5. The transcript has 21 exons. Bases 131 to 2665 code for a protein of 844 amino acids. Gene Ontology annotation, cellular component: plasma membrane. Gene Ontology annotation, molecular function: mechanosensitive monoatomic ion channel activity. The record is from RefSeq and is a predicted model, not a curated record. NCBI's taxonomy places the organism in Eukaryota, Metazoa, Chordata, Actinopteri, Osteoglossiformes, Osteoglossidae.
CUCUGCCUGACGGUCCCAGGACACAUGGCUCUCUGAGGGGAGUGUGAACUGGAGCCCACGAACCAUACGCACGGUGAAACACGCCAGAAGAAAGGGAAAGGGAAGGACCGGGCUGAAGGAGGACUUCAUCAUGUCAGAUUUCAGCCGGGAGGGCAUCUAUAACCCUGCCUACCAUGACACUGAAACUCUGGAGUUCCACAGGAGUCCCACCAGAAGGAGUCAUCACUACAAUCCCUAUGAUUCAUACCAGGAGCCCAGCGAAAGGGUUGCACUGGACCUCAUGCCCCCUGAAAUGCUGCCGCCUUAUGAGGAUGACCAUGAAAUGACCAGGGGCCAGGGGAGCUGGAGGGCCACAAAUGGCAUGGCUAUGAGGCCCCUGUUCCCUCAGAAUGGGAAUGACGGGUGGCGGUACGACCAGGAGUCUGUUAGCGGUCAGUUCCAGAUGAGCUCAGCAGCGAAUUCCAGGACGUUUUUCAGCGAGCAGUGCCCUUCUGGAUCUUUACCAAUGGGUAAUGCAUCAAUGCGGCGGAGAGGAACGCUCAGUCCAAGCCUGCUUCCAGGUGGAGGAUCGGCUUUGGGAAAACUUGGCUUGACUGAGGAGGACAUCAUAGAGGAGAUUGAAAAUGAAGAAGAGAAUCUAGUGAAAGAACUAGUGGCCAUGUCAACUAGGGAACGAAUUCAAGCCAUCCGAAGCCUUCCGGUGUGCUUUGAAGACAAGAAAAACAUCAGGAAUCAUGUGCUGGCAACCAAGUCAUCCAAGAGGCGCUGUAAACUCACCUGCUGUGCAGACUGCACUGAGAAGGUCUCUUUGUCCCUGCGCAGGUGUGGUGCUGCUAUGGAAGCCGUCAGGCAGACAAUGCAGCUCUGGCAGAGCAUCAUGAAGGAAAUCGGGGGCAGGUUCGGCACCAGCGUCCUCUCCUACUUCAGUUUCCUCAAGUGGCUGCUCAUGUUCAACAUCUUCUCCUUCCUGGUCAAUUUUGGCUUCAUUACGAUUCCCCAGCUGGUUCAGGGCUCAAAUAUUACAAACUGUCAGGGAUUCAAGGGCCUGGAACUGAUCACUGGAGCUGGACAUUUUCGUCAGACAGUAAUGUAUUAUGGUGCCUACAGUGGUUCUGAAGUAAACUCACGGUACAACAUGCAACUGGCCUACUUCUUCACCAUUGCAGCAUACCUGGUGCUUUGUGCAGUGUCUCUCAUCUACAGCAUGGCUAGCUCUUUCCGGAGGAACUUUGUGCUCUCGGACGCGGCCUCCGUCAGCGCUUGGCGUCUUUUGUGCAGUUGGGACUUCAACGUUGUCAACGAGAAAGCUGUGCGCCAGAGGAGGAGCAAUCUCCGCAUCCAGCUCAAGGAGUCUCUUUCUGAAAACACACAAAGGAAGUUACUGUCCAUGUCAGAGAGAAUGAAAAAACUUGGGGGCCACUUGUGCGCAUGGGUCCUUUCCAUAGGGCUGGCAGCCUCUUCCUGCGUCGCCAUCUACUACUUGUGUCAGUACAGCCUCGGAAUCUUGAAAUCAAGCAACCUUGACAGUCUAGUGGAUGAAGCUUCAGCUCUGCUUCUGCCUUUUGUGGUGUCUCUCUUAAACCUGGUCAUUCCGCUGCUGUGCUCGCUGCUCACCCAGAUGGAGCACUACUCUAACCCCCGCACUCAGAUCUAUGUCAUCAUCCUCAGAAAUGUGCUCCUGAAGAUGUCAAUUUUAGGGAUCCUGUGCUACCACUGGAUGAACAAUGUGGCACAAAGCAAUUUAACAUGCUGGGAAAAUUUGGUUGGACAAGAGCUGUACAGGCUGGUGAUUGUCGACUUCUUCUUCUUAAUGAUUGGCUCUUUCUUUGGAGAGUUUCUGCGCAGAGUCAUAGGGACGAAGUUAAUACCAAAACUUGGAGUUCCAGAAUUUGACGUUGCGAGGAAUGUUCUGGAUUUGAUCUUUGCACAGACCCUGGCAUGGAUUGGCAUAUACUUUUCUCCGUUGCUACCAAUUAUGCAGAUGAUAAAGUUUUUUCUCCUGUUUUAUGUGAAGAAGAUUAGUCUCAGCCAGAACUGCCAGCCCCCUCGACGAUCUGGGAGAGCUGCUCAGAUGCAGACCUUCUUCAUCGCACUCCUCUUCAUCCCUUCCUUUGUAGGGGCCCUGUCCAUGGUGGCAUACACUGUGUGGUGUUUGAAACCCUCAGAUAUCUGUGGGCCCUUCCAAGGUCUCAAUACCACCUAUGAGGCAGUAUCCAUCUGGAUGGAGAGUGUUGAUAGAUUACAGUUCAACUGGGUUAUUUGGAUCUACGACAAGAUGAUAACAAGUGAACUGUUCUUCUUCCUCCUCAGUCUCAUAAUCCUUGUGCUGAUAUACUUCUUCUGGCAAAUCACCCAAGGACGUAAAUUGCUGAUUACCCUUCUCAAAGAGCAGAUAGUAAAUGAAGGAAAGGACAAGGUGUUUCUGUUGAACAAACUCAAGAACCUGCAGAAUGCAAAUAAUUCACAAGUUUUGCAUCAGCUGGAGAAUGCACAGCAGCCCAAGAUUUUGACUAACCUUUCUCAGAACUUUGAUGGAAGAGUAAAGCGUGAACCAGAUUACCCCACUGGUCCACUUGGAUUUCAAGAGGAUAUUCCAUCUCAUUCCUCCAGUGCCCUGGUGCAGGCAAUGCUUGCUAGGCGGCAGGCUGAAGAAGAAGGAUACUGAAAACACCAGAAUAUUUCAGGUGCUGUUUACAAAUAAUAAAACCGGACAAAAUCUCUACGGCUGAAUAUUUUACUACCGCUAAAUGCUUAAUUCUAGAUCACCUGCGAUCUAAAGAAGUUUUAGCAUAUCUAACUCCAGAUCGACUGUCUCAUGGAUUCUAUUUCAGAACCCAAAGACACUCGCUAUUGUUCUCAGGAUUAAGCCUGAAAUAAAAAAUAUCUUAAUAUGAAAAUGUUCUCUUAUUUUUUAUUAAAUGAUGGAAAAUAAGAGUGCUUUGGAAGGACGAUAUUAUUUAAAAAUGAUAAUACAUUCCAGACUUUUGAAAUGUUUGGUUUAGUACAACGGCAUUAUUGUAGAUACAGACUUCCUACUGAAAGUACAACUGGAAAAAAAAAAAUCAUCUGCUCAUAAUGAUAAGUUUUCUUUUUCAAACUAAAACUGUGAAUAAACCAUGUAAAAAUAUUGUAAAUAAUAGAUUAUAGCUCUUUACUAUAUCAAAAGUGUCAUUGUUAUGUACACUCCCUUGUGUUUUAUGUUUUAACAACCAUUCCAGAACACACUGAGAUGAACUAAUGAAGGAACAUUUUCAAUAA